Molecule: messenger RNA, 720 nt
Organism: Acanthosepion pharaonis
Lineage: Eukaryota; Metazoa; Mollusca; Cephalopoda; Sepiida; Sepiidae
Source: the annotation of a GenBank genome assembly
AUGCUUAAAGACUUAGACACUGGGGGAUUUUUCUUUUAUGAUUUCUUCUUUCAUUUCUUUCAGUCUGGUGUGAUUCUCUUCCAUUUUCAACUUUUCUUUCUUUCUUUCUUUCUUUCUAAUGAAAUCAUUCUUUUUCUUUACUCAGAGUUUUUAUACUUUUUUUCAUCCGUUUAUCUUUUUGUUACAAUUUUCAUUUAUAUCUUUUUCUUCAUUCAUUCAUUCAUUCAUUCUUUCUUUCUUUCUUUCUUUUUCUUUUUCUUUCAUUCAUUCAUUCAUUCUUUCUUUCUUUUUUCAUUCAUUCAUUCAUUCUUUCUUUCUUUCGUUUUUCUUUCAUUCAUUCAUUCAUUCAUUCAUUCAUUCUUUCUUUCUUUCUUUCUUUCUUUCAUUCUUUCUUUCCCAAUUCCUUUAGUUUCUCUUUUCUCGCUUACCACCUUUUGUUUGUCAUUCUCAAAUUCGUUCAAUCCAUGUUUACUUUUCUUUUACUUUAUCAUAUCUAAUUUUCUAUUUUGCGUUCAUCGUCCUGGCCCCAUAGAAGCAACUUCGUUUUCAUAUUUGCUUUCUUCUUCUUCUUCUUCUUCUUCUUCUUCUUCUUCUUCUUCUUCAUCAGUAUCAUCCUUUGUUUCCUCCCCCCCACCAAUCUCUACCCGGUAUCUUAUUCUGAUCUUCCCCCUACUGACUACGCCUCCUUUCCCUCCCGAAGAUUUCUUAUCCUCUCCCUGA